AUGAAUUUGUUACCGCAAAAAAGUUGGAAUGUUUGGAAUGCAAAGAAUAGAGCAAGAGUAGAACGAGACAAAGAGGAACUCAGAAUCAAAGAUGAACAAAAGAGGAAACGUGAAAUAGAAAUACAACAGGAACGUAGAAUAGAGAUUUUAAAGAGUAAGAAAGCCGUGCUAUUUGAAAAUGAUCAAACAGACAAUGAUAGUCUUGAUAAUGAUAAUAAUCAAGUUGCCCGAGAUAUUAUUAACGAUGACAUAAACAAUGGAACAACAACAAUAACACAAUCCUCAACAACAAUUGAACAACCAAUUCAAAGAUUUGAAUUGUUUAAGGAUAUCGUUAAUAAUAGUACUAAUAAUAAUAAUAAUAAUAUGAAAAAAGAUGUAAAUAAUAAUAAUUAUAAUAUAAAGAAAAAAGAAGAGAAUGUCAUUUAUAAAUCACCAUUGGGAGAAGGAUCAUUGGAAUUCUCAAAAAAGACUGCUCGAUGGGAGCAACCACUGGAAGACAUUGAUAAUCCUGCCGAACUUAACACAAAUAAACAUAGAAAGAAACUGAAAAGAGAAAGUUGGACACUUUCGAAAGAAGAUCCAUCGACAUUUAUAAAUAAAGUAACAGGUCAUAAACCAAGUGGUACAGAUAAAAAUAGUAAUAAUAAUAAUAAUAAUAAUCAAAGUAAAGAAGUUAAAUCAAAUGAUAAUACAAAGAAAAAGAAUAAAUCAAUUGAAGAAUUAAGAGCUGAACGUUUGGCAAGAGAGGAAAAAGAAAGAAAACGAGCAUCUGAAUUAAUAAAGCAAAAGUCUAAAUCUACCAAGUUAUAA
Heterostelium album PN500 is the source of this 813-nucleotide messenger RNA. RefSeq lists its product as uncharacterized. The record is from RefSeq and is a predicted model, not a curated record. Bases 1 to 813 code for a protein of 270 amino acids. The transcript is spliced from 2 exons. NCBI's taxonomy places the organism in Eukaryota, Evosea, Eumycetozoa, Acytosteliales, Acytosteliaceae.